Messenger RNA from Mustela erminea (ermine), 3927 nucleotides. It is a transcript of the gene CYTH3, whose product is annotated as cytohesin 3. Gene Ontology annotation, biological process: regulation of ARF protein signal transduction. Lineage: Eukaryota; Metazoa; Chordata; Mammalia; Carnivora; Mustelidae. The transcript has 12 exons. The record is from RefSeq and is a predicted model, not a curated record. The coding region runs from base 87 to 1142 and encodes 351 amino acids. Gene Ontology annotation, molecular function: guanyl-nucleotide exchange factor activity.
GAGAGAGGAACUCUUAGACAUUCGUCGAAGAGAAAAAGGAACUUAUUGAUGACAUUGAGAGGCUGAAAUAUGAAAUCGCUGAAGUGAUGACUGAGAUUGACAAUCUGACUUCAGUGGAGGAGAGCAAAACUACCCAGAGGAACAAGCAGAUAGCUAUGGGGAGGAAGAAAUUCAACAUGGAUCCCAAAAAGGGAAUUCAGUUUCUAAUAGAAAAUGACCUGCUGCAGAACUCCCCAGAAGACGUAGCCCAGUUCCUGUAUAAAGGAGAAGGCCUAAAUAAGACCGUCAUUGGGGACUAUCUGGGAGAAAGGGAUGACUUUAAUAUUAAAGUUCUUCAAGCAUUUGUCGAACUCCAUGAGUUUGCUGAUCUGAACCUCGUGCAAGCCUUAAGGCAGUUCUUGUGGAGCUUCCGGCUCCCGGGGGAGGCGCAGAAGAUCGACCGCAUGAUGGAGGCGUUCGCGUCCCGCUACUGCCUGUGCAACCCCGGCGUCUUCCAGUCCACAGACACCUGCUACGUGCUGUCCUUCGCCGUCAUCAUGCUCAACACCAGCCUCCACAACCACAACGUGCGGGACAAGCCCACGGCCGAGCGCUUCGUCACCAUGAACCGCGGCAUCAACGAGGGGGGGGACCUCCCGGAAGAGCUGCUGCGGAACCUGUACGAGAGCAUCAAGAACGAGCCGUUCAAGAUCCCCGAGGACGACGGCAACGACCUGACGCACACGUUCUUCAACCCCGACCGCGAGGGCUGGCUCCUGAAGCUGGGAGGGCGGGUGAAGACCUGGAAGCGCCGCUGGUUCAUCCUCACCGACAACUGCCUCUACUACUUUGAGUACACGACAGACAAGGAGCCCAGGGGCAUCAUCCCCUUGGAGAACCUGAGCAUCAGGGAGGUGGAGGACCCGCGCAAACCGAACUGCUUCGAGCUUUAUAACCCCAGCCACAAGGGCCAGGUCAUCAAGGCCUGCAAAACGGAGGCGGACGGCCGGGUGGUGGAGGGGAACCACGUGGUGUACCGCAUCUCUGCCCCGAGCCCCGAGGAGAAGGAGGAGUGGAUGAAGUCCAUCAGAGCGAGCAUCAGCAGGGAUCCUUUCUAUGACAUGCUGGCCACGAGGAAGAGGAGGAUUGCCAAUAAGAAAUAGAUCUCUCCCGGCCUCAACAGGUGAAAGUAGAAACCAAAACCCCACAGCAGAAAGUGACUGGGAGCCUCCCCGACACCCUGGGCCCCGCCUCGCUCUCCCGCAGCCUCCCCGGAGGAGGCAGUGCCUGCCCCGCCCUGGCCGCUUGGCGCCUUUGGGGGGUGGUCGCCGAGGCCCCGCCGCUGGUGUCCCGAUGCCCUCUUCCCGGCUCCGGCCCGGCCGCACCUGCUGCCGUGGCCAAGGGGACCUCGGGCCCGUCGUGCCGCACGUGCUCACCCGGGGCUGCAUUCACCGUCCUAGAAGCCGCUGUUUUCUAUCAGAACAAGGAAGGAAAAGCUACCACUUUUUUAUUCAGAGUUUUUUCUCAGAUAUAUAGGAUUAUAGCUUUUAUAUGCCUUUUUAUAUUCUGAAAUUAUAAUGAAAGAUACUUUCUAACAGUAGUAUUUUUAGAAUGGCAGCUAUAAAUAACUCCCGGACACAAGUCUCUACUGUGCACUGAAGAAAAAUUCUGUCUUCAAGACACACGCAGCACCAAAUGGGGGCGGUGGGCGGCGCUGGUGGCAGGGGGUGCGGGUGUGCGGCAGAGUCCCCCGCUUCCCUGGGCAGGGCCGGGCUCCAGGCGGCCAGGUCCCCUAGGGCUCCUCUUUUGCUCAGAUAACUUUCUAAAAAGGCAGAUCGUUAAAAUAGAAGCGACAGUUUCUGGGUGUUUCUCUUGUACCUGUGGUCCCGGCACCGUCUGGGUGUGGAGCCCCAUGAAACGGCUGCUGCUGGCCUGUGCGGACCCCAAGCAGCAGUUCCAUGUGGUUCAGCGGAACCAGGCUUCCGACCAGUCCUCGCUCUUUCAAACCUGUUGGGAAACCAGUGUUUCUUUUACUGACCUGAUGGUAGUUGGACCCGAUCUCUUGAUAUAACGCAUAGACCAGUAACUAGAACAAAUCUCAUUCCGUGUUUUCAGAGACUUACUCUCUCGCCGUGAGCAGGGAGCGCGCGCGCUGUGGGAUGGAGGCGCCGGGCACUUAGGGUUUCCUGUAAAUAGUGUAAAGCCCCGGAUAACGUGCAGGUGGCGGACCUUGACACGAUCCCCCACCGGGCAGCUGUCAGGUUGCUGUUGAUCUAAUAGUAGGUGCUCAGGACGUCUGCCGGAGGGAGGAUGGCUCUCAGGGCAGCACAGGGCUGCGGCGGGCCGAGGCUGGGGUGCUCUGUGCUGGGUCGUUGCUGCUGGUUCUUCAGGACGGGCACCGGGAACAGAGGCCGCCGGGACGGACCCCCUCGCCCACACUGCGUGGGCACGCCCUGCCUCUGCGGCCUUGGGAGGUCACGGACUGCCCCCUGCAAGAGGAAAGUCCCGGAAAGCAGGCUUCAGAGCGUCGGCACCUGCGUGAAGAUGUUAAGUACAAGUGACUGUUCCUGUGAGUUGCCUUGGUGCUGGAACUGACCGCUGCGGGCCCCUGGCCUCAGCACCGCUGACCUUGACGUAGCUUUAAGUCACGCUAGAUGCAAAGGGGUCUGAGCCCAGGGCUCUCCACCUUGCAUCCAACGGAGUUUUUGUUUCAUUCCCAAGCUUUUAGGCUUUGUUACCGUACUGAUACCUCAAAAUCGAAACUUUUAGUUUUUGAGAAAGGCAAGUCGGCAUUCGCAAAAUGCCCGGCUGGUAUAUAUGCAGCUCUGGCCUCCAGUCUUCCACGAGCAGAGGGCGCCUGGAGCCCGCAGCCCAGCACUGCGCCCAAGCGCCCCUGCGGCGCCCGCCACGCCCGUGUCGCACACGGGGGGGACCUUCCCUCUCUCCUUUGUCUGCCCCUGGGGAGAUGGGGCUUUUGGUCUUUGGGGUUUGGCCUCAGUGGGGUCGGGAGAAGCAAGCUUAGGGCAGGCCCCGCAGGAGUGGUUUCUGUGGGCGAAGGCGCCUCCCGUGCUGGCUGUUUCCCUGGAGCGAGGCAGAGGCCGCGGUGCUUAGACUCUGUAACCUGCUGUCCGUGUUCCGUGAGAUCCUCUAAUUCCAGGUUUUGUCGUGACAGUAUUAACACGACGGGCACACGCGCCGGCACCCCCGCUCCACCUCAGGCCGGCCUGUCCGGGAGGCCCACCCCAGCAGGGGGCUGUGAGGCCCGGCCCCCCCGCCUGGACCUCCACACAGCCGUGUUCCUCCUCCCCCGACCCCCCGCCGCCCCAUCUGCGCUCAGUGCUUGAAUUUAGUCCCAACUCUGGCCAAAGACAAGCUUUCCUCCAGAGGCCAAGGGCAGGAGGCAACGGGAGGGCUGCGUUGGGCGGGCGGCCCGGGCUCUGCCAGCCUCACUUAACACUUGAGGUUUAAUUGGACGACCCUGGACCCAGGCAGGCAACAGUGUCUUCAGGAUCACGGAGCAACUUUCGACAGUUUAAUGUGGUACCAAACUGAAUCAAGAUAGGAGCUAUUUAUAGAUGAAGCAGCAUUUAAUGCUUCAUAUAAAGCAAUGCAUAUUUUUAAAAGUUAAAAUGCAUAUUAUCUACAUAGAUGUGCUUUGCUGAGAAGUUAGGUCUGUUGUAGACCCGAAACCACAUGUUGUGAUUUCACAUUUUCUUAUUUUUUCUUAGACAUUUCUAUUUACAGCAAAUAUAGUUAAUAUGUAAAUAAUGUACAAAGAGAUUUCUGGAGUGUUUGUUAUUCAUUGUAUAUACUCCCACGAGCUGCAUGAAGAAAUCCCCUAUUAUCUAUUGAUAUUUUGUUGUUAAAAUGAAUAGCAAAAUUGGAAGGUGUAUGGCCAUCAAAUUGCAAAUAACUGUGUUCACAAAAUAAAAAAAUGCAUUGUUCAAA